AUGUACAAUUUGGGGCAUGCGGGGUUGACGUUUUGGAGUCCAAACAUCAAUGUAGUACGUGAUACAAGAUGGGGAAGGACCCAAGAGACAUCCCGUGAAGAUCCUUUCAUGGUUGGUGAGUUUGCAGUUAACUACGUUAGAGGCCUGCAGGAUGUUGAGGGAACAGAGAACGUUACGGAUUUGAACUCUAGGCCUCUCAAGGUCUCCUCAUGCUGCAAGCAUUAUGCUGCUUAUGAUAUUGAUUCAUGGCUUAACAUCGAUCGACAUACUUUCGAUGCAAGGGUUUCUGAGCAAGAUAUGAAGGAGACUUUUGUCUCUCCAUUUGAGAGGUGCGUCAGAGAGGGUGAUGUAAGCAGUGUUAUGUGCUCCUUUAAUAAAAUCAACGGAAUCCCUCCUUGUUCUGAUCCAAGACUCUUGAAAGGAGUGAUAAGAGACGAAUGGGAUCUUCACGGAUACAUAGUAUCUGAUUGUUAUGGUCUUGAGGUGAUUGUGGACAAUCAAAACUACCUUAAUGACUCAAAGGUGGAUGCUGUUGCAAAAACCCUACAAGCAGGGUUGGAUUUGGAAUGUGGCCAUUACUAUACUGAUGCCCUUAACGAAUUAGUCCUGACUGGGAAAGUGAGUCAGUAUGAACUAGACCGGGCGUUGAAGAAUAUUUAUGUUCUGCUUAUGAGGGUUGGAUACUUUGAUGGUAUCCCGGCGUAUGAGUCGCUUGGACUGAAGGAUAUCUGUGCUGCAGAUCACAUUGAGUUGGCAAGGGAAGCCGCAAGACAAGGGAUCGUUCUUCUGAAGAAUGAUUAUGAAGUUUUUCCAUUAAAACCUGGAAAAAAGUUAGCAUUGGUUGGGCCCCAUGCCAAUGCUACUGAAGUUAUGAUUGGAAACUAUGCAGGGCUGCCCCGCAAGUAUGUAUCUCCUCUUGAAGCCUUUUCUGCCAUUGGAAACGUCACGUAUACGACGGGCUGUUUGGAUGCUUCAUGCAGUAACGAUACCUAUUUCUCUGAAGCAAAAGAAGCUGCAAAAUCUGCAGAAGUUACCAUCAUUUUCGUAGGGACUGACUUAUCGAUCGAGGCUGAGUUCGUAGAUAGAGUUGAUUUCCUACUCCCAGGCAACCAAACAGAGCUGAUCAAACAAGUUGCUGAAGUCUCCAGUGGUCCUGUGAUUCUUGUAGUCCUCAGUGGUAGCAAUAUUGACAUCACUUUUGCUAAAAAUAAUCCCAGAAUCUCAGCCAUUCUCUGGGUUGGCUUUCCUGGGGAGCAAGGCGGACACGCCAUUGCAGAUGUUGUUUUUGGGAAGUAUAAUCCUGGAGGAAGACUACCAGUGACAUGGUAUGAAGCUGAUUAUGUUGCAUGUUUAGAGACCCACAUCAUGGAUGCAAAGACUCCUAGCCCACAGUAA
Molecule: messenger RNA, 1395 nt
Organism: Vitis vinifera (wine grape)
Lineage: Eukaryota; Viridiplantae; Streptophyta; Magnoliopsida; Vitales; Vitaceae
Product: beta-xylosidase/alpha-L-arabinofuranosidase 1
Exons: 6
Coding region: 1-1395 (464 amino acids)
Biological process (GO): xylan catabolic process; arabinan catabolic process
Cellular component (GO): plant-type cell wall
Molecular function (GO): alpha-L-arabinofuranosidase activity; xylan 1,4-beta-xylosidase activity
Source: RefSeq, a predicted model, not a curated record